CUAAGGAACCUCACUGACACUCUCUAAGGGAGCAGUGAACACUACUGAUCACAAUGGGCAAGUUUGCUCUACCUAGUUUGCUAAUCCUCCUCUUGAACUUGGGCUCUGUGCUCAUCUCUCUUGCUUGCCCUUACUGCCCACACCCAUCUCCUCCUCCAAACUGCCCUCCUCCUCAACACCCACCAAAACCUCCUCAUGUCAAGCCACCCUUCCCCCCAAAACCUCCUCAUGUCAAGCCACCCUUCCCCCCAAAACACCCCCCUAAACCUCCUCAUGUCAAGCCACCAUUCCCCCCAAAACCUCCUCAUGUCAAGCCACCCUUCCCACCAAAACACCCUCCUAAACCUCCCAAACCUCCCGUUGUAAAACCACCAUAUGUACCCAAACCUCCUUAUACACCUAAGCCACCUAUUGUAAAGCCACCAUAUGUUCCUAAACCCCCUUAUGUGCCCAAACCACCCAAGCCUCCUAUUGUAAAACCGCCAUUUGUGCCCAGACCUCCUUAUACACCUAAUCCACCUAUUGUAAAGCCACCAUAUGUUCCUAAACCCCCUUAUGUGCCCAAACCACCCAAGCCUCCUAUUGUAAAACCGCCAUUUGUGCCCAGACCUCCUUAUACACCUAAGCCACCUAUUGUAAAGCCACCAUAUGUUCCUAAACCCCCUUAUGUGCCCAAACCACCCAAGCCUCCUAUUGUAAAACCACCAUUUGUGCCCAGCCCUCCUUAUGUGCCCAAACCACCCAAGCCUCCUAUUGUGAAGCCACCAUUUGUGCCUGAACCUCCCUAUGUGCCCAAACCACCUAACCCUCCAAUUGUGAAGCCACCAUUUGUGCCUGAACCUCCCUAUGUGCCUAAGCCUCCUGUGGUCAACCCCCCGGUACACCCUCCAUUCAUUCCCCAACCCCCAACUGUGAAACCCCCACCAUUUGUGCCCAAACCUCCAGUUGUCACACCACCACCAGGAGAAGUGCCAUGUCCUCCUCCUCCUCCUCCAGCUGUGCCUGUGCCUUACCUACCACCACCACCACCACCACCACCAAAACAACCCACAUGCCCAAUUGACACUCUGAAGCUAGGAGCAUGUGUGGAUGUGUUGGGGGGUUUGAUUCAUAUUGGUAUUGGAAGUAGUGCUAAGGACACUUGUUGUCCAGUGCUUCAAGGGCUUGUGGACUUGGAUGCUGCCGUAUGUCUUUGCACCACCAUUAAGGCUAAGCUUCUAAAUCUCAACAUCAUCAUUCCAAUUGCUCUUCAAGUCCUCAUUGACUGUGGCAAGACUGUACCCGCAGGAUUCCAAUGUCCUGCUGCCUAAUUAAGGACACAAGACAAUAAAUUGGUACCAAAAGUGCUAAAGGAAUCUUGAAUAGUACUCUUAAGCAUAUAUGUGUUUUUUUUUUUUGCCUAAAUUAGUUCAAUGUGUAUCAAAAUGGGUUUACAAUGAGCUGAUGAGAUCAAUAAUUAACAUGUUUGUUGAUGAUAAUGUGAUGAGUUUGUUGUCGUUGUUCUAAAGUUGUCUCUGGAAUUUAAUCAAAAAGCUUAAGAGUCUGUUUGGUA
Tripterygium wilfordii is the source of this 1552-nucleotide messenger RNA. RefSeq names its product 36.4 kDa proline-rich protein-like. The transcript has 2 exons. The record is from RefSeq and is a predicted model, not a curated record. The coding region runs from base 54 to 1310 and encodes 418 amino acids. NCBI's taxonomy places the organism in Eukaryota, Viridiplantae, Streptophyta, Magnoliopsida, Celastrales, Celastraceae.